AUGGCGGCAAGUUCAUCGAAGGAAAAGGCAUAUUGGGGCCCAGAAGAUGUAGAAACGUUUUGUAAAUUGUGCAAUGAACAAAUUGAACUAGGCAAUCGUCCUGGAAAUAACAAAAAGGUUGGGUGGACUGUCAUAAUUAACAAGUUUGAGGAACUGAGAGGAAAAAAGUAUGACAAAAAUCAAAUGAAGAGUAAAUGGGAUAAUCUUAAGGAAGAAUACAAAAGAUGGAGGAAAUUGCUUCUACAUGAAACAGGAUUGGGUUGGGAUGCAAGGAAGAAGACCAUCGAUGAAAAUGAUGAAUGGUGGGAGAGAAAAAUUAAGGAGGAUCCUAAGUUUAAGGCUUUUCGAACGAAAGGCAUACAUUCGGAUCUUGAAGUUUUAUUGGAUAGAAUGUUCGGGGGCACGGUUGCAACUGGAAGUGUCACAUGGAACCCCGCAGAAGGUUUAAUCAAUAAUGAUGAUAUUGAGGCCCCACAAGAUGAUAUGGGUGAUGGUGCAGGAUCUACUAAUGAUAAUUUAGAGGGUAAUGCGGUAAAAGAUGUUCACCCAAGUCCAAGUAAGAGCCACAAAAGAGCAGCGCAAAGGCAAGAUGGAGGAAAGAAACGAAAAAAGUUGACUGGACCUUCUAAGUUAGCAUCGCAGAUUAACGGACUUGUUUCAGCUGUUGAAAGUAAGAGCAAUGUAUCAUCUCUUGCAAGGGAGUUUGAUCCUUACAAGGAAAUUAUGCAAACAUUGAGAGCCAUACCCGAGAUUAAGCAAGAUCGAAAGUUAUACUUUUUUGCACUCUCCCACUUUGCUGAAAAGAAAGAUAAUCGGCAGAUCUUCAUGAACUUGGAUGGAGAUGAAGAAAAACUCGAGUGGCUCAAAUAUAAGUUGGAAGAGCACAAUAGUCGUCACUAG
This is a messenger RNA of Rhodamnia argentea, 900 nucleotides long. Its product is annotated as L10-interacting MYB domain-containing protein-like. The record is from RefSeq and is a predicted model, not a curated record. The transcript has 2 exons. NCBI's taxonomy places the organism in Eukaryota, Viridiplantae, Streptophyta, Magnoliopsida, Myrtales, Myrtaceae. Bases 1 to 900 code for a protein of 299 amino acids.